Molecule: messenger RNA, 517 nt
Organism: Heterobasidion irregulare TC 32-1
Lineage: Eukaryota; Fungi; Basidiomycota; Agaricomycetes; Russulales; Bondarzewiaceae
Exons: 1
Coding region: 185-370 (61 amino acids)
Source: RefSeq, a predicted model, not a curated record
CAGAUCGAUCUGGCGCUAAGCGCAAAGCAAGUAAGCAUAAAGUUGGCGGCGGGCGGCGACGCUGUUUGGCGAUGGGGCGUGUGUGCGUGCGUGUACGUGAGGGGACCCAGAUCGAUCUGGCGGUGCGUGGCGCGCCCGAGCUCGACGCGCCCGAAAUUCCGAGUUGCCGUGCGUUUCUCCAUGCAUGCAUGCAUACAUACAUACAUAUCUCCGUCUGACCUGUCCUGCGCGGGCUGCGAGCGUCCGACGCACGCGUUCUCCUUCUUUUUCCGCUCGCGUUCUGGCGUUCUGGCGUACCGUUAUUCUAGCAAGAGGAGGAGGAGACGAUGACUGUCGCGUCACGGAUGCGCUUCGGUGUCGUCGUGAUUGAUGGCCGUCGCGCGGGCGUUCGCUGUCCGGCGUGCGUCGGCCAUUGAUCCUGUCACCGUCCGAUGGCCUCCUAGUUCAAAGGCCCAUGCCCCCGAUCGCGCCAUCGCUCGCGCGACGCGACCUGGCAGCGCCGCGCUUUCGAAGGGCC